Molecule: messenger RNA, 1069 nt
Organism: Thalassophryne amazonica
Lineage: Eukaryota; Metazoa; Chordata; Actinopteri; Batrachoidiformes; Batrachoididae
Gene: selenop2
Product: selenoprotein P2
Exons: 4
Biological process (GO): selenium compound metabolic process
Cellular component (GO): extracellular region
Molecular function (GO): selenium binding
Source: RefSeq, a predicted model, not a curated record
UUGAGUCUAGGCUGCCAGAGAGGGACAAUGCCCUCUCUCUUUUUCCCGUGGCUGCUGUAUACGGCCCUGCCAAGUCUGCUGUGGGCCUCGCAUGUCACUCUCUUAGUCGAAGGGGACAAUGAUGCCUCCAGGAUCUGCAAGCCUGCUCCCUCCUGGCACAUAAACGGACACGCACCCAUGCAAGAGCAGCUGGGAAAUGUCGUGGUGGUGGCUCUGCUGCAGGCCAGCUGACAGUUCUGCCUCACUCAGGCCUCCAAGCUCAAAGGCCUGCGUGACAACCUCAGACACAGCAAUUUGACAGCCGUGUCUUUCAUGAUCGUGAAUAAGCGUGACCCUCAGUCACGAGCCAUGUUCUGGGAGCUGAAGAGAAGAACGCCCCCUGGUAUUCCUGUUUAUCAGCAGGCACCCCUUCAAGCUGACGUGUGGGAGGCCCUGGAUGGAGACAAAGAUGACUUCCUUGUGUAUGAUAGGUGUGGUCUGCUCAGCUUCCAUGUGGUGCUACCUUACAGUUUCCUGCAUUUACCCUAUGUAGAGGCUGCAAUCCGAGCCACCUAUCUUAAAAAUAUAUGCAACUGCACUGCCAACUCUACUUUGUCAAGUGGAUUGAUCAGCACCACAAUGAAUGUGACCGCGCCAUUAGGACAAAACAAGAAGGAAACUACAUCACCCAGAGUUCAGUUGGGUGUCAAUUCCACAACAGUGCAAAACAAUGAUGAGCACAUCCACCAUCAACCUCAUCAGCACCGCCACGUCAGUCAUCAGCAUCACCCAACUCAGAAUCACAACAUUCACACUCAUCGUCAUAUCCACACUGUCAGUUAGAACUAUGAUCAUGUUGCCAUCUGUUAUGAAGACUUCAUUUAGCUUCUUCAUAUUUUUUUGUUUCUCCUUCAGCACCUGAGGAUGUCAGUAUUUUGCAUUAAACAAAGCAUGCUUAGUUUCAGGAUAAUAUUAUAUUCCAUCAUAUUCACAAUAUUUUGUAAUUGCUGAUUUUUGAACUCACUAUCAUCUGUUGUAGUGCUAGUUCAUCCAUAAUUAAGCAGACAACCUUAACUUUUUGAAACAACUA